AUGGGACGAUGGCCCAAAGCUUCCGCGGGUGAUGAUGACACCGAAGGAGAGCCAGAAAAUUCACGUUCUCUGUUGAUUCGCAAAUUGGAGGCAAUCAUUUCUAUCUACAAGGGCAAUCGUCUCUCCUCCAUGUACUCUGCUGAUAACGAGCACGCAUUAAGAAACAGCGUGCUCAUGGAAGAAGAGGAAACUCUGGAACUGGCUAAAAGCUUUAUUGAAUUGACAGAAGGUAUCGAAUCGCUGGGGAAAGACGCUGCGAAGAAGAUGCUACAAUCUCGGUCGACUCCCGUUUCUUUAGCUCGAGAGACGCCUCAAGCCCUGAAGCAAGCAUUCGGCGCGCUGCACGAUUUCCGGAUGGCAAUCGAUCUCAUCAAACGAAGAAUGGACUCGGACGCUGGAAAGUUCCACGACGCGAGUUUAUUUCGCCAAAUAGAAGAAGCUGUGCAAAAGAAAAGGGUGGAGCUCGUGGUCAUGAUCAAUGGAUUUGUGAAAGAGCGCUACGGAAACCUCGAAGCAGAAAAGGCGGAUCGAGCAGUAGGACAAAGACGAGUCCGACGCAUGAUACAAGAGAAAUGUCUGACGGCAAAACCAAAAAGCGUUCCUUGGUCCAGCAAAUUGAACGCGAUCAUUUCUGUCUACGGGCGCGGCAAUACUAGUACCUUGGAAGACAUGGAGACUAUAGCACUGGCACGGGGGUUCCUUGAUGCACUAGGAGACAUCGCAUCGUUAAACGAGAAGUUGUUAAUCCAACAAGAGCAUGAUAGAGAGAGAGUUGUUCGGGAGAAGCAGAAAUUGCGGAGGCGGAGAGUGGUGCAGCAACUUGAGAAGGACAUGGAGGCCAUGAAGAAACAGAAGGAAAAAGAUCAACUUCUCCAGCAAGUAACAGAAGGAAACUUGUUGUGUGCUGCUGGAGAAGUUGAUGCGGAUCAUACAAGCUUUACUUCUGCACGGACUACAGUGAAGCAGCUCGUUCAUAUGAUCGCUGGGUUUUGCGCCCCGCGAACAACGGACGAAGAGUUCCGGCAGAUAUGGAAGAUGUCUCAAGCCUUCUCUUUUGGAGGAGUCGUUGAAGAAGAAGAUAAUUCUAAUUCAACUUCAGAUCUGGUAUUAGCCUUACGCCGCGAAUUAGAGGCGAUCAUUUCUAUGAACCACGAAGACGAAGAGGGGGAAACUGAAGCGCUGGAAGAAGGAGAAACUAAAGCACUGGCCGAGACGUUUCUCCGUUUGCUAGAAGAUAUUCCGAGUAUUGAUCACUGGCUGAAGACCUGUGAAAAAGCGAAUAAAUAAUUGCCAUCAAAGCCGAAUUAUAGAGUAAUUACCUCGAUUACGUAACUGUUCUACUUUCAUUUAACUGUACUAGAUACACCACUAAAUAAGAUUAUUUGAUUUGAAGAGACAAGUAGGGGAGAGGGAGUACAGUCAGAAUGAGAAAAUCUUAGAAGAAGAGUAGGAAGUCGAGAAUGUAUUAUUAUGGGGAAUCACAGAAAAGAAUAAGGUACUACAGACACAUGCGAAAAAAGAAAGAAGAAGGUGCAUUUACAUGAGUGGGUGAAAUAGUACUGCUCUUAUCAAAGGAUAUCGAAAUCUUAAAACUCUAAACCUGUAAUGGAAGAUGGAUUACUAGUACUCGGAAAGUUUGUUGAGUUAUUGCAGAGACAAAUGGCAUGACAAGAAUUCUACAUAUACGUGAUCAGAAGAAGUAGAAAGUUUGAUAACUUGCAUGCAAAUUAAACAGGUAGGAGAAAUUGACAAGACAAAGCAGCUGCU
Messenger RNA from Amoebophrya sp. A25, 1767 nucleotides. The record is from the annotation of a GenBank genome assembly. Lineage: Eukaryota; Dinophyceae; Syndiniales; Amoebophryaceae.